Alternaria ethzedia is the source of this 621-nucleotide messenger RNA. RefSeq lists its product as uncharacterized. The record is from RefSeq and is a predicted model, not a curated record. Bases 1 to 621 code for a protein of 206 amino acids. Lineage: Eukaryota; Fungi; Ascomycota; Dothideomycetes; Pleosporales; Pleosporaceae. The transcript has 3 exons.
AUGUUAGGUUUCAGUCUGGCGGCGUUCCCCCCGGUACCGACCAAAGUUCUUAUCAGAGCACCAAACACCGCUGGGAGCGUGUGGACCUAUUCUUCCAGUCGCUUCCGGAGUAGACAUGGGCAAGAGAGGUUCGACGUUGCUGACAAUGAGACCUUGCAGGUCAAAGACUAUAUGCCGCCGCUUUACUGGGCUGGAAGAUUCCAGUCUCGAUACGAUCAAUGGCGUACCGAUGCAAUGAAAGCUGAACUUGACCCUACCCAUCAAACCUCCGGCCUCUUGGGAGAAUGCAAAUUGAAUCAAGACAAGCUGGCGGCGUGCUACAUACUCGGACAACUGCGCGACCUGUGCACUUCCGACCAAGCAGCAGAUAGCCUUUGGGAAUUCGAGUACAAAUAUAGGAGAGAGCACAAACUGCUCGGCAAUCCGGCAGACCUUCCGCCGAUGUCAUUCCGUAAGCACGACGACAACACGACUUCUGCAGGAGCUGGAGCCUUUGGACGGGCCGUAAGGAAGCUGACCCCACGCAAGGCUAGCCUGAUCAACCUAAUGAAGGGCAAGGGCUGGAACAAAUCCGAUGACUCGACCGAGCGAAACCAGGAGACGUCCUCGGAUGGUUCUUAG